AUGGCUUCAUCCACGGUGACAUUGGAGAAGACGACCACAAUUUGUAGCGGCGACGGCGCUGUCGCCGCCGAUGCAGCCGUCGAGACAGCGGCCACGUUGAAGUCUCCUCUCCUGGAGGAAAAGAAGUGCGACGAUGGCGCCCGGGGCGGUGUGAAGCGGUGCUGCGAGCGCCAGUACGAGCUCGUCGGCUACGACGCGCUCCCGGCCUUCCUCAAGCACAACGAGUUCAUCCUCGACUACUACCGAAGCGAGUGGCCAAUCAAGCAGGCGCUCCUCAGCGCCUUCGCCGUCCACAACGAGACCAUCAACGUCUGGACGCAUUUGAUCGGUUUCUUCAUGUUCCUCGCGUUCACCGUGUGCGCAGCCACGAUGGUUCCCAUGGAAUCCGGCGUGUCUGCUAGCAUGGCGACAUCCAAGACCCAGGCCAACAACACCGGCAGCAGAAUGGUAGUGAUGACGAUGGGCUACGGCAGCAACGGAGCAGCCGUGGCAGUGCGGGCUCUGCGCAAUGUGUCUGUCGAAUCGGAGCUGAUCGCGGUGGCGUCGUUGUCGGCGGGCAGCCAGGUCGCGCGUUGGCCGUUCUACGCGUACCUCUGCGGCGCCAUGUUCUGCCUGCUGAUGAGCAGCGCGUGCCACCUGCUGGCCUGCCACUCGGAGCACGCCAGCUACGUGCUGCUCCGCCUCGACUACGCCGGCAUCACCGGCCUCAUCGUCACCUCCUUCUACCCGCUCGUCUACUACACCUUCCUCUGCGACCCCUUCUUCCGCACGCUCUACCUCGGCUUCAUCACGCUGUUCGGCGCCGCGGCGGUGGCCGUCUCGCUGAUGCCGGUGUUCGAGGCGCCCGAGCUGCGGUGGGCGCGCGCCGCGCUGUUCACGUGCAUUGGCACGUCCGGCCUCGUGCCCAUCGUGCACAAGAUGCUCGUGUUCGGGGCGCGCCCGGAGGCGGUGCUCACCACGGGCUACGAGAUGGCCAUGGGGGCCUUCUACCUGGCCGGCGUGGUGGUGUACGCAACCAGGGUGCCGGAGCGGUGGAUGCCAGGGAAGUUCGACCUCGCCGGACACAGCCACCAGCUGUUCCACGUGCUCGUCAUGGCCGGCGCCUACGCGCACUACCUCGCCGGACUGGUCUACCUGAGCUGGAGGGACGUGGAAGCGUGCUGAGGCGUUCGAGGGUACCGCGCCGGUAUCGUACAAAAAAUUUGACAACGUGUACCAUUUGUUGACUCGGCACCGAUUUUUGUAUUCUACGGUUCUUUUUUUUUUCCUUUGUUACUGGUGUACUCUUCCAAAGUGAACAUAUAUAUGUAGCAAUCGUGGACUCGUAAAAUGUAAUUUGAAAACCGGUUA
Oryza brachyantha (malo sina) is the source of this 1350-nucleotide messenger RNA. Its product is annotated as heptahelical transmembrane protein ADIPOR3-like. NCBI's taxonomy places the organism in Eukaryota, Viridiplantae, Streptophyta, Magnoliopsida, Poales, Poaceae. Gene Ontology annotation, molecular function: signaling receptor activity. The transcript is spliced from 2 exons. Bases 1 to 1164 code for a protein of 387 amino acids. Gene Ontology annotation, cellular component: membrane. The record is from RefSeq and is a predicted model, not a curated record.